Messenger RNA from Ramularia collo-cygni, 2208 nucleotides. RefSeq names its product probable Catalase-1. Gene Ontology annotation, molecular function: heme binding; catalase activity. The coding region runs from base 1 to 2208 and encodes 735 amino acids. The transcript has 9 exons. Gene Ontology annotation, cellular component: cytosol. Gene Ontology annotation, biological process: hydrogen peroxide catabolic process; response to oxidative stress. The record is from RefSeq and is a predicted model, not a curated record. Lineage: Eukaryota; Fungi; Ascomycota; Dothideomycetes; Mycosphaerellales; Mycosphaerellaceae.
AUGGCAUCUGAAGCAGGACAAGCCGUCUCUGCAGGUCUCAACAAGCUACAGCAGACCCUGGGAGGCAGUGCUGGUCCAAAGGCAUCCGAUAUUGCCGGUGCUACGAGAGACUACAACGACCCCAAGGCUCGCAUCACCACUGACUACGGCGUCCUCCAAUCCAAUACCGAUGAUACGUUGAAGGUCGUUACCGAAAACAAGACAGGGCCUCAUCUCCUUGAAGAUCACGCUGGACGAGAGAAGAUCAAUCGCUUUGACCAUGAGCGCAUUCCAGAGAGAGUGGUACACGCACGUGGCGCUGGCGCUUUUGGUACAUUCAAGAUGCACAAGAGUCUGGCAGAGUACACUUCUGCCAAGGUGCUGACAGACACUUCGCGAACGACUGAGACUUUCGUCCGAUUUUCAACUGUCCUUGGAAGUCGCGGAUCCGCCGACACACAUUACACCACCGAGGGGAAUUGGGACGUGGUUGGAAACAACAUUCCAGUCUUCUUCAUCCAAGAUGCCUUAAAGUUUCCGGAUCUUAUUCAUUCUGGUAAACCGGAACCACACAACGAGGUCCCCCAGGCUCAAUCUGCGCAUAAUAACUUCUGGGACUUUCAAUAUCUGCACACGGAGGCUACACAUAUGUUCAUGUGGCAGCAAAGUGAUCGCGCCAUUCCCCGCUCAUAUCGUAUGAUGCAAGGAUUCGGAGUCAACACGUUCACCCUCGAGAAUGAUGCGGGCAAGAGACACUUUGUCAAGUUCCAUUGGACUCCUCAACUUGGCGUGCACAGUUUUGUUUGGGACGAGGCACUCAAACUGGCAGGGCAGGACCCCGACUUUCAUCGCAAGGACUUGUGGGAGGCCAUCGAAGCAGGAUUGUACCCCAAAUGGAACUUUGGUGUACAAGUGAUUCCAGAAGGCGACGAAGACAAGUUCGAGUUCGACAUACUCGAUGCCACAAAGAUCUGGCCCGAGGAACUUGUGCCCAUCCAAUACGUUGGCGAGCUUGAGCUGAACCGCAACCCCGAUGAGUACUUUACCCAGACUGAGCAAGUCGCCUUCUGUACCGGACAUAUCCCUCCAGGAAUUGGGUUUUCUGAUGACCCGCUGCUCCAGGGCCGCAACUUCAGCUACCAGGACACGCAGCUGAGCCGAAUAGGUAUCAACUUCCAGGAGCUGCCUAUCAACCGCCCCGUUUGCCCUGUCAUGAACAAUAACCGGGACGGACAAAUGCGGCAUACGAUCAYAAAGGGCACCGUGAACUACUGGCCCAACAGGUUCGGGAAGUGCCCUCCCGCACAGCCAUCAGAAGGAGCCUAUGUCGAUUACCCGCAGAAAGUAGAGGGCAUGAAGGCUCGUCUUCGCAGCAAGAAAUUCAGAGAGCACUAUAAUCAAGCACAGCUCUUCUACAACUCCAUGUCGAAGCCUGAACAGAUGCAUAUCCAGUUUGCCCUGGGUUUUGAGCUCGAUCAUUGCGAGGAUCCCAUUGUGUACAACCGCAUGUCUCAACGCCUUGCCGAUAUUGAUCGUCCGUUGGCACAAUCUGUGGCAGAGCUGGUCGGAGGCGAGGUUCCACAGACAGCUGGCAGAUCAAACCAUGGCAAGACGAGCAAAGGCCUGAGUCAAACAGAGUUCGAGCCCGAGAUUCCGACAAUUGCUACACGACGUGUUGCGAUCAUCAUUGCGGAUGGUUACGAUGCUGCUGCCUACAACGGUAUGGUAGCUGCUCUGAAGGCUGCAAACGCCCUGCCGUUUACGAUCGCGCCAAGACGAAGUCCCAUCUUCGCUGCUGGUGAAAGCAAGGCAUCUAGUGACGGCGUUACGCCUGACCAUCAUCUUGAGGGAAUGCGUUCUACAAUGUUCGAUUCGAUCUUCGUUCCUGGCGGAGCCGAUUCGGUCGCAACGCUACGCAAGAUGGGACGAGCUCUUCACUGGGUUCGUGAGGCUUUUGCCCACCUCAAGGCUAUUGGUGCCGUUGGGGAGGCCGUUGACCUCGUAAGAGAUGCGACUGAGCUCGAAGGCAUGGAGUUCUCCACUAGCGGUACCGUGACGGACUCAUAUGGUGUCGUCACAGCGGCCAAGACCCAACCUGAUACGUUCACGGAGUCUGUACAGGUGGUGAAAGGUGCCGCCGACUUCAUGGGCAGCUACUUUUAUGCCAUCUCGAUGCACAAGAACUUUGAGCGUGAGAUUCAAGGCUUCCCGCUGAUGGUGGCGUACUAG